AUGGCAAGAUGCGCAAUCGUAGCUCUGUUUAUCACAUUUACUUGCAUGUGGUGUGUCAUAUUUGAAGGUAAGAAUGAAUAAUAAUCGAGGGUUUUAGCCAAGGAGAAGUAAUAUGUAUCGGUCCUGUUGUGGGUAACAUGCGGGAAGCCGAACACAACACGAUUCCAUAAAAAAACCAAAACAUUUGAUAGAUACAAACAAUUAAGAAAAGAUGAAAUGUUACCUAUCGCUCGCGUCGCUCUGUUUUUAGAAUACUGCAAUAUCGAAUGAAUUUAUAUCCCAAUACUGCAAACGAAUAUUUGAAGCAUUUAAUCGUACAUCUACAUGAUUAGAGUUUAUAACAAAGUUGAUUUCUGGUCCUCAGGACCCAUUUGAAAAUUAAGAGGAAAAUGGUCGUCUUGCGCAAAACAUUCUGCCGAGCGAUUUGAUUUACGAAAACUAGUAAAAUUCUUCCUUGAAGACUGUUUCAAUUGCAAAAUUUGCUGUAAGCAUAUACUGUAAUUUGGAAAGAUCUGUUCUGACCCGGGGGAAUGUGCUAUCUUUAUGGUUUAAUUAGCCUUCGAGCAAGCUCUCUGGGGAAGCGAAGCGAGCCGUGAGGCGCGUGCCUCUCGCGCGUCUACUCUUCACGAUAUCUCUCAAAUGGAGAGCUUGUUCGCAGGCUAGGAUUAAUGGCAGUUCAGUACUGUGUGCCAAGGGAAAAAUGUGCACUUAGUUAGGAUAAAAUGCCGGAACGCAAACUUUAGGUUAUUUCAGAUAUUGAGUGAAACAUGCAGUAUGUGCGAAAAAAUAGAUGUCCAGAAUGUUUUAAACAUUGAAUACAGAAAUGACUACCCUCCCCUCCGGUUAGAUUGAGACAUGAAGUGUUUCCUUUUGUAAACAAACAGCUAAUUAUAGUAAGAAAAAUCCGCUUUACAGGCGGCGGACAGCUCUCGUGACCUUUAAGAUAUCAAAUGUUAUACGAUCCCUAUAACAUACCUCUGCUUGGCUCUUUAUUGUAUCUGACACUAUGUUAUCCCUAAAAGAGUACCGUAAAAUUCCGAAAAUAAGCCCCGGGCCCUUUUUGAGGGUCCUAUUUUUGGAGGGGCUUAUAUUCGAAGGGGCUUCUAUAGGCUUAUACUUGGAGGGGAAUUUGAGUCUCAAAAUCGAUUGGGCUAGCUUAUAGUUGGAAGGAAAUUUAUGUCAGUAAGGCCCGGUUCAGACGCCGAACUUUUCAUGAGCCGAACCUAAUACAUUGAAUUAAGUACAUGAAAAGUUCGGCGUCUGAAUCAAUCAGGAACGCCUCAGCCGUUCUUCACGCCUAGCCCAGCCGGGAAUUUCGCCGUUGGAACGACUUUGGAACGGCUUUGAUUCAGACGCCGAACUUUUCAUGUACCGAACCUAUGCAUAAAUUAUUAUAACGUAUUUUGUAAGCAGUUUGUCGGAAAUUAGCAUUUUCCACCUUUUGAACUUAGUUCAGCUGCGACAAAGAUCGGCGUCUGAAUCAGUUCAGGCGAUCUUAAUAAUUUGGGUCGGCCUUAAUUCGAAUUAGGUUCGGCUCAUGAAAAGUUCGGCGUCUGAACCGGGCCUAAUUUGUAGGUUUUACUGAAACUCGCGUUUAGGACGUUCACCAUUUCAAAAACCAGCCGUGCAAGUACUUUGUCUUUAUGAAAAAGCCAAAAGUGAAGAGUGAAUCACGCAAACAGUAAUAUACUGUGACACUUUCUGACUGCAAUCAUUUGGCACACGUCAUAGUUUUUUUGGCAAAAGGAAAGAAAUAUAUGUUACUGUAACAGUAUUGCUUUGUUUUACUUUGAAUUUGAGGGCAUUUUCCAAGUACAAGCCCCCGGAGGCUUAUAUUCGGAGGGGCGAUUUAACGGAGGGCUUUUUGCUUUACGAGUUUCAGGGGCUAAUAUUUGGAGGGGCUUAUUUUCGGAAUUUUACGAUAGCCUUGUUACAGCUGGUCAUUUUAUUCGAAUGACCGUGUUAGGGAGGGGUAACAUUGUGGGUUUGUCCAAGAGGUAAAAAUGCGCAAAAACAGCUCACGAAUGUAUGUUGUGCUUAAGGUCAGGUGACAAAAUGUGAAAAUGACCUGCAGUACAAAUUUAAAGCAAAACCUGGGUCGCUUUAUAAUAGCUGGGCUAACUUAACCAAGGGUUGAUGCAAAAUUUUAAUUCAGAUUUGAGAGCUUAUUUAAAAGGAAAGUCAAUCAAAUUCUUUUGGUCUAAAAUUUGAUGAUUGGAUGCUCUAAAAGUUAGUAGAGAAAAUUAUCCGAAAAAAUGCUUUUGAACAAAAGAUCCCGGAUUAACCGGCCUUCGAAAAACUCACUGGGCUCAGAUUAUUUUUGUAUAAAGGUCAUUUGCAAAACGAAUGAGUGAUAAAAACUUCUCGGAAACCUCCUAAAGGUAGCAAAUUUGUCUGCAUUAUGUCCAGCCUUUAGUUCAUGCAUAACUUAUACCAAAGAUGUAACGAAAUUUCUCCCAUAGAUUUCUGUGAAACUUCCCACGACAAAAGACAAGCACCCAAAUUAUACCUAGCGUAAAGCAUUUACAAAGAAGAUGCCGCUAAGGGCAGAAAUUCGAUUUAAAGCUAAAACUGUUGUGACGUCAUUCUCACGUGAUAUUUAUUCCGAUAGCCCCAAAAAUAGAGCGUUUUCACUCACGUGGCCAGCAUCUAAGCAAAUUUAUUGGAACAAAAGAAAGCGUUUGCAUAAGAAAAGAGUUCAGCUCCCAGAGGACUGGUUUGAGACACCAACAUGGCCGCCGUUUCAUUGUUUUGGGACACCAAUAUGGCCGCCGUGACAUCAUGUGAAAACACUCUAUAAUAUCAAAAUAAAGUUAAGUCUAUAUGUAAAUACAUGUGUUAUAAUGUUUUUACACUGCAGUAAAAACUCGCGAAUAAGAACCUGACAAUUAAGAAUUUGUUAGCCUAAAAUUUGCCAUUUAUACCCCCUAUCACAAGAACCUAUUUAAUCUAGUAAAAGAAAAACAGGUUCUUAUUUUUUAAAAUCAUAUUAGUGAAACGCACCUGCAAAGCUGUGCAAGAAUCCUGUUUGGAGAAUUAGGAACUUGGCAUUGCGGUGCAAAUAAAAGUGCUAAUUUAUUGAUGUAAUCAGGAAAGAAAUGAAGUUCAAGGGGUUAAUAUUGUUGCAUUGCGUUGAAAUUGAAAAGUAGGCUGAUUACCAUCUUGUUUUGUAGCUUGUUUUUUAAUAUCUUUUUUUUUUUUUACAGAAAUAAGAACCUAUUUAAGAACCUAAAUAGCCUAAAAUUGUAUUAACUACCCUUUAUUAAGAACCUGUUUAGGCUAACUCCGGAAAAUGUAGGUUCUUACUCGCGGGUUUUCAUACUGUAAAGAUCAAUUUGUUUAAGUAUAAGAGAUUCAAAGGUAGAAGGUGUAGCUAUAAAAAUACUGGGUCGAGCCACCUUAAUGUGAGACAAGCAGCCAAAAUUAGGAUUUUUCACAGUCAGUGUUUAAAAUUCUCCACUGUAUAAUCCACCCGCUACAAAGAAAAGCUAGAAAACCUCUGAGUGUUGUUCUAGAGCAAAACGCUAAGGUCAUGAUUCGCGAGCUUAUGAUUGUGUUUGGCGUGUCAUUAUUGUAUUUCCUGUGCAUGUGUGUUUGAUGUAGAACAGUAGCACUGUCAUCACUUCGUUGUGAUUGGGUCGUUUCACUGUCGACGUGCGAAGCCUUCUCUGGGCACUGUUCUAUUUAUAAAUCUGCUCAGGAAAGGAUUGACUCCAAGGGCUUGUAUGAGAGAUAAAGAGAGUCAUAGGCUACUGAUCUGAGUCACCAAGAGUUUGCGACACCAACUUAGACAAUGGCGGUGAGGGACCUGGGACUACUAUAAACUCUUAAACCCUUACAUUUAUUAUAAUCGGUCGCAAAAUUUCUGAGGUUACUUAUUAUUUCACUUCCUACCUCUUAUCAUUUCGAAAUUUAAAAGUAAUUUUAGGACUUAACCACAAUGUCUUGUUAUUUCGUUCCUUUUUGUAGGAACUGUCACAGAGGGAAAGAACUUAUACAUUUCUCGAGCUCUGGGUAACGACACAUGGUCAUGUGAUAAGUCAAAGCCUUGUAAAACGAUUUCACGAGCUGUUGAGUUAGCGUCAAGUGGGGAUCACAUUCUUUUGGCUGGCAAUAACACAGACAGAGAUCCCUACACCUGUCGAUCAAUGUCACCAGAGCAUUCAGGAGUUCAGAUAAAUAAGAGUUUGUCUAUUAUGGGAUAUGGCAGUCCCACGCCUCACAUACAAUGCAGCAAAGGAGGAGGUUUGCAGAUUAACGGUUCUUAUAACGAGCAGCAAAUGAAAGUAACCUUAUCAAGGUUACUUGUAAGUCAAAGCUCUAUCAUGGUCCAAGAUUCUUCUGUUUAUAUCGAUGGUUGUAGAUUUGAAGGCAGCAACCAGGGUGUGGUGAUCAACAUCCGUACCAGGUUAUCCUUAAACAUUCUGGUUACAAAUUCGUUUUUUUACAAUAACAGUGCGUGCAUCUCAGUCCUGGUGAACAGUACAACGAAACAUCCAAAGAACAUUCAAGUAGUCUUCAGGAUGACAAAUUCUUCUUUGUUAUAUGGCAAUGUCGUAAAAGAUGUGGGCAGAUGUAUUUCGUUUACGGAAUCACAGAACAGUGGCCAGUCUGUAAGCUUCAAUAUCACCCUGGAAAAUACAACUUUUUUUGGCAACAAAUUUAUUUUACCACAAGGUCUUAUUUUCUUAGAGAGCAACAAUGGCAGCCAAUACAUUCAAUUCAAAACUGUGACUUUCUUUGACAAUGGUAUUUUAUCAACGAGAGAAGAUUUGAUGGAUGAUAGUGUAUUGUGCAUAGUUCGUAGUACCGAUGUAAAUAUUUCUAUAAGUUCGAGCACGUUUAGCAGUGAUUAUGCAAAAGUACUCAACGGAAGUGCAGAGGAUAUUUCUUUUCACAUCUAUAACUCGACUUUUUGUGGUCACAGAGGACGCACUAACGGCGGAGUCAUCUCUUUGCAAGGAAGUAACUUAUGCAAUUUGAACGUAUCAAAAUCAUCGUUUGUAAACACAUCUGCUGUUGUGGGUGGAGCAAUCAGCAUUGAAUGCGCCACUAUUGAUGUUUUCAGCCUCAACCAGAAUAAUUUUACAAACAACACAGCAGUUAGGGGAGGCGCUGCUUUAUAUAUCAAGGCUGUUAAGGCCUCAGUAGUACUGCGGCAUUUAACUUUUACCAACUGUAAAACUUUUAUUGGUGUUGGAAGUGGAGUUUUAAUAAACACCACUCUUGACUCACGGAACAAAAAGUCUGGCAACGCCUUGGUAUUGACGGUGGAGAGCUGUCGUUUUGAAGGAUGCGGGACUAAGGCUAUUCGUCCUGGUGGUUCUUUGGGUGUGGUUUGUAAAACACAAACUAAAAUAAACAUUAGUAAUAGUAAUUUUAUUUCCAAUUUUGGCGCUCUACUCAUAUGGGUUGAACCAUAUUUACCUGAAUCGACAGCAAACAGCAAUUCGAUUAAAUGGAGCUACGUCAAGAUACAAAACUGCAUGUUUUUGCACAAUAGAGGUUUGUACUCGACUCCUGUCUCAAUAACGGUAUCCAAUCAAAGUGUCGUUAUUUUUCGAAAUGUGAUUAUGGAAUCGAAUAGGGCGUUUAUUCAUCCUGGAACCGGAUGGGGAGGAGCUGCCUCUAUUGAAGGCAAUUGCUUUCUUACAAUAGAAAAGUGUCGAUUCUCAAAGAAUACAGCGGGUAAUGUAGGUGGCGCAUUGUCAGUUACAGUAACCUCACUCAUUGUCAAGGAUUCUCUUUUCGUGGGCAAUAAAGUUACAGCUUUUCGUGCUGGAUAUGGAGGCGCUCUAUCUGUUGCUGCUAUGUCCGCUGUCAUCUUUAACUCCACAUUCAGCAAUUGUUUUGGAACGUAUGGAGGUGCUAUCCAUGCAGAAUCACGUGGCAAUAUAACAAUAAAGAAAUGUCAAUUCGUGGAGAACAAUGCAGGUCAUAUGGACAAAGCAGAGACUGGCGAAGGAGGAGCCGCUCUCCUCUUUGGAACUCAUGUGCUAUUUGAAGAAACAACUUUUUAUAGAAAUACAGGCGUUUGGGGUGGUGCUGUUGUUUUGGGAAAUAGUGGGGCAACAUUUAAAAACUGCUAUGCUGUAGACAACUUUGCAGCAGUCCAAGGUGGGUUUUUGUCCUUAGGCUAUGAUGUAAAAGGUGUUGUUAUACAUGUACAAGAUAGUGUUUUUAAGCAAACUGUAGCAGAGUUAAGGUGGUCAGAAUUUAGUUACAAAAAAGCCUUAUUUAUACACGCAGACAGUUUGGAGGAAUUAAAAAUAUUUAACACAACAAUGGAAUCUACACCAUAUUACAGUAAUGGUGUUCUACUGUUGGUCACCAACGUCACUGUCAUGGAUUUUGGAAAAGACAACUCGACUAUUCUUAACUGUCCUAUUGGGAGUCAGAUCGAGAUUCUCAGUUUUACCAUGGGUAGACUUCCAAACGGCACUUUUAUUUGGCAGUUUAGCUGUUCAGCCUGUGCAGACAAUUCCUACAGUCUACAGCGCGGUCGUGCUGUUGGGUCUCAUGUGGUACCAGGAUUUCAGUGUCUUCCAUGCCCAUUUGGAGCAAACUGUUCUCAAAAUAUAAUCUCCAAACCAAACUUUUGGGGUUUUAAAGAGAAUAUUACUCCACCGACUCUUAAAUUUACGUUGUGUCCGGUUGGUUAUUGUAGUCCUCCUAACGAAACAGAGUUUCCCAAAUACAACGGUUGCCAGGGUAACCGUACUGGCAAAUUAUGUGGACACUGCAAUGAUGCUUACUCGGAGACACUUUACCCUACAGCCUGCAGGCCCUCAAACGAGUGCAAUGACUAUUGGUUUUUGCCUGUGGCGUUAGUCUACGUAUCGCUAAUGGCAUUUUACUUGACAUUUAAACCUCCUAUAAUACCUUGGAUUGUGCGUCAAAUCAAGUGGUUUAAAACCAACGAUACGGCAGAUGAGGAAAGUAACAGCGACGGAGGUUAUGUUAAAAUAAUCUUCUAUUUUUAUCAGGCUGCGGACCUUCUCCUUGCCUCAAACACAUCACGGCGUUUUGUGGAGGGUAAAGUAAAGAACAUCCUUGUUGGAGUGUUCAACUUUCGACAAUCGUUUUCAUCAAAUGGACUGAUUUGUCCCUUUCGAGGCCUCACAGUAGUAACGAAGCAGUUAUUUUCGGCUUCUGACGUAUUUGGAACAUGUCUAAUGAUAGGUGUCUUGUAUUGUUUGCACAGAGGAGCUCAGAGGUGUCGAAGAAAAGAGGCCCCAACUUUUUCUCCUUAUAUGGCUGGCAUUUUACAGACAAUGUUGCUAGGAUACAAAACGCUUGCUUCAGUGAGUUUUAACCUCUUACGAUGUGUGCCAAUCGGCUCAGAGAAACGCUUGUUUUUGGAUGGAAACGUUGUCUGUUUUCAGUUGUGGCAAUAUAUUCUGAUUGCAUUUGUCGUGGCUUUUGUUAUGCCGUUUGUUUUUGUCUUACUUUGGGGAUGUUAUAAGUUGCACAACGGAAGCCUAUCUGUGGCGAAAUUUCUAUUGGCUUGCUGUUUUCCAUUUCCAUUUCUUCUUUACUGGCUAUUCCUGUUUCUGCUUUGUGUAAAACGAAAUGCGGCCCAAACAGACACAGCCACAAGGCAAAUGUCCAAGAGAUCUGUGGAGACGACACUUUUUGGCUGUUUCAAGAAGCCUGCGAAUGGUGGAAUUCUCUCUUUGGGCUGGGAAAGUGUUAUGAUCGGACGCCGGCUUAUUCUCAUUUUGUUGAAAACAUUUGUCAAUGACCCAAUGCUCCGUCUAUUCAUCAUGAGUUUCCUUUGUGUUCUGUUUCUCCAACAUCAUUCCAUGACUCAGCCGUUUCGGGAUAUCACUGCCAACAGAGUUGAAACCAUUUCGUUGCUGUCUCUUGUCCUCUUGGGAAUGGUAAACAUGUUUUUUGCCUCCUUUGUAUCUUUGGCUGUUCCAUUAACCGAUCAUUUUAAGUUCUCGUGGUAUUUCUGUGAAGUAUUAGAAACCGCCAUUCUAUGCGCAGUACCUGCUAUUAUUAGUAUAUUUGUAAUUGGUGCUGCUUUAUCGCUGGUGAUCCGCUUUCUUCUCGCUUGUUUCAGGUGGUGUUACAGUAAAUUUAAACAAAGUGAAGAUAUGAGGCCACUUUUG
Molecule: messenger RNA, 8117 nt
Organism: Porites lobata
Lineage: Eukaryota; Metazoa; Cnidaria; Anthozoa; Scleractinia; Poritidae
Source: the annotation of a GenBank genome assembly